Molecule: messenger RNA, 759 nt
Organism: Culex quinquefasciatus (southern house mosquito)
Lineage: Eukaryota; Metazoa; Arthropoda; Insecta; Diptera; Culicidae
Exons: 2
Coding region: 46-759 (237 amino acids)
Source: RefSeq, a predicted model, not a curated record
AACGCAAGACGAAACGUCACAGAAAAAAACAAAGCGGUUCGCGUCAUGUUUUCCCAAGAAAAUUUUGAAAAUGACCCCGAAAGGCAGGUGGAGGAAGAUGAAGAGUCCGAGGAAAGCUACACGGAAGAAGAGUAUCUGAAAGAGGAUCAGCCGGAAGAAGUAAACCCCGAUAGACUCGAAGAAUCUAAUCCGGAAGCUGGCGGGAUCGAUUACGAUCCGUUUACGGACGACGAAGCUGGACCUUCUCCAUCCCCUCAGCGAGAGCAGGAACGCUCAAAAGCGAAGCGACGAAAGUGCGAAAAAUUGUUUUCAUUGGAAUGCAGUUUUUGUCAGAGAUUGUACCGAAGUCAGUUGAGGCCAAAAGAAAACUUCUCGGCGCAGAUCAGUGGCGAUUCUGUGCAGGAGGUGGUAGCAAAUAUGUGGGAGUCGGGAAAAAGCCUCAUCAAACGGGAAGUCAGAUUCGAAAAUGGAGUCCCGAAAUGGGCUUCUGGUGAAAUCCCCGGAGAAGAAUCCGCAGAAAAGUUCCUCAUCGUGUACGACGUAACCGCUCAUAAAUCGUAUGCCACGACGAAUCUAACCUCGAAAAAGCUGCAAAAGUGGCGUGAUCAGAUUGUUAAGGUGUUUGUGUACGCUUACUCCAAGGAAGUUGAGACCAAGGGUCAGUAUGGGGAUGUUCUCAAAUACUUAAUCAAUCCCAAGAAUCCUGAUCGGGCUGGCGCCAACUCUAUGAGGGAGGAAGCUGCUUUGGCAAAGAGUUGA